UUCAUGAAUAUUCCCCGGACCAGCGAGGGACGAGGCAGCAGCAGCAGCAGCGGCAGGAGCAAUAAUAAUCGUGGCUGGCCUGGGAAGGAGGAGGAGGAGGAGGAGGAUGAAGGGGAGGAGGAUGGUGAUGUCAGCAGCAGCAGCAUCAGCCCCGCCGGCCAAGCGCAGGGAGGCUGCAGGUUGCUCUCCAUGGUUCCUCCCCGGCCGCCGUCGGAGCUGAAGACACAACACACCUCCGAAGAUUCCCUCUUGAUCCUGAUCCUGGCAAGGCUUGGGCACAGGUGGGGAGUGAGUGACCCCUGGCUGGUGUCUUCUCCUUCUUGACCGGCAGGAAUCGUGAUGUCUGCCAAGGAGGCGCGGCGGGAAGGCUUGGAGAGGUCUCCACGAUGCUUAGGAGGCGGGAGGAGGCUCUGAAAGGGCGGGGAGAGGACCCCCAAGGGUCCCCCCAAGGCGAGGGGUGUGCCAGCUGAGAAAGCCCUGGAAGAGAGAGGAGCAUGGAGGCUCCGAAGGCGAGGAAACCCCCUUCUCUUGAAGGCCUCCUCCCUUGAAGACCUCCUCCUCUUGGGCGACCCCUUCUCCCCUCUUGGCCGCCCCCUCCCCCGUUCAAAGCCAUGGACAAGCUGCCCCCCUCGAUGCGUAAACGACUGUACAGCCUCCCUCAACAGAUUGGCAACAAGGCUUCCCUCAUGGACGAAGAGGACGAAGGAGAAGGAGGAGAAGGAGAGCAAAGCAAGGACGCCCGUCGCAAAAGCUUCAAGCUCAAGCCGCUGGCGUCGCAAGUCGGGGACCCGCCUGGCAUCCUCGGGGAGGCUUCCGGGGGUCUCUCCUCCUCGUCCUCGUCCUCCGCCUCCAAGAAUGGGGACUGCCGGCGCUUCAAAGGCGGCAGCCUCUCCUCCUUGCCCGGCCGGCACCCCUCCGGCGAGGAGAAGAGGCUCAUCGGGAGCCAGGGACAGCCGGCCUCGCCAGGGAGCCCCCCGAGCCUGGGCCAGGAUCAGGCCUCGCCUCCCUCGUCCCCCUCCCCCUCGCCGCCGCCACCCCCUGCUCCUCCGGACGGGCAGCCACAGCCCCCCUCCUCCUCCCCGGCGUCGGCCUCCAUCAAGGUGGAAGCCCCCCCAGGGCCGGGGGCAGGGGCCGGGGGCGAGCAGAUCAGCCCCGAGGAAGAGGGGGGGCAGGAGGGGCAGCGCCUGGGCCCGCAGGCCGGCUUCAUGCACCGGCAGUUCGGGGCCAUGCUCCAGCCCGGGGUCAACAAGUUCUCCUUGAGGAUGUUCGGGAGCCAGAAGGCGGUGGAGAGGGAGCAGGAGAGGGUCAAGCACGCCGGGUUCUGGAUCAUCCACCCCUACAGCGAUUUCAGGUUCUACUGGGACCUCACCAUGCUGCUCCUGAUGGUUGGCAACCUGAUCAUCAUCCCCGUUGGCAUCACCUUCUUCAAAGACGAGAACACCACGCCGUGGAUCGUUUUCAACGUGGUCUCGGACACCUUCUUCCUCAUUGACCUGGUCCUCAAUUUCCGGACGGGGAUUGUGGUGGAGGACAACACGGAGAUCAUCCUUGACCCACAGAGGAUUAAGAUGAAGUACCUCAAGAGCUGGUUUGUGGUGGAUUUCAUCUCCUCCAUCCCAGUAGACUACAUUUUUCUGAUUGUGGAGACGCGCAUUGAUUCAGAGGUUUACAAGACGGCGAGAGCUCUCCGGAUCGUCCGCUUCACCAAAAUCCUCAGCCUUUUACGUCUCCUGCGGCUGUCCAGGCUCAUCCGUUACAUCCAUCAGUGGGAAGAGAUCUUCCACAUGACGUACGACUUGGCGAGUGCCGUGGUGAGGAUUGUGAAUUUGAUCGGCAUGAUGCUCCUCCUGUGUCACUGGGAUGGUUGCCUCCAGUUCUUGGUGCCCAUGCUUCAGGACUUCCCUGAUGACUGCUGGGUCUCAUUGAAUCGUAUGGUGAAUGACUCCUGGGGGAAGCAGUAUUCCUAUGCCCUGUUCAAGGCCAUGAGCCACAUGCUGUGCAUCGGCUACGGACAGCAAGCCCCCAAGGGCAUGUCCGACGUAUGGCUCACCAUGCUGAGCAUGAUCGUGGGGGCCACCUGCUAUGCCAUGUUCAUCGGCCAUGCCACGGCCCUCAUCCAGUCCCUGGACUCCUCACGCCGACAGUAUCAGGAGAAGUACAAGCAAGUGGAGCAGUACAUGUCCUUCCACAAGCUUCCGGCGGAGAUGCGUCAGAGGAUCCACGAUUACUAUGAGCACCGCUACCAGGGCAAGAUGUUUGAUGAGGAGAGCAUCCUUGGAGAACUGAGCGAACCCUUGAGAGAGGAGAUCAUCAACUUCAACUGCCGGAAGCUCGUGGCCUCCAUGCCUCUGUUUGCAAACGCAGACCCCAAUUUUGUCACCUCCAUGCUGACCAAGCUGCGUUUCGAGGUGUUCCAGCCCGCUGACUACAUCAUCCGGGAAGGGACCAUUGGGAAGAAGAUGUAUUUCAUCCAGCACGGGGUGGUCAGCGUGCUCACCAAAGGCAACAAGGAGACCAAGCUGGCAGAUGGCUCCUACUUUGGAGAAAUCUGCUUGCUGACUCGAGGCCGGCGCACGGCCAGCGUGAGAGCCGACACUUACUGCCGCCUCUAUUCCCUCUCGGUGGACAACUUCAAUGAGGUGCUGGAGGAGUAUCCCAUGAUGAGGAGGGCCUUUGAGACGGUGGCACUGGACAGACUGGACCGAAUAGGAAAGAAGAACUCCAUCCUGCUCCAUAAAGUCCAGCAUGAUCUCAACUCAGGGGUCUUCAACUACCAAGAGAACGAGAUCAUCCAACAAAUUGUGCAGCACGACCGAGAGAUGGCCCACUGUGCACAUAAUGUGCAAGCUGCGGCGGCGGCAGCAGCAGCUGCGGCAUCGGCCUCGACACCCGUCAUCUGGACGCCCCUCAUCCGGGCUCCAUUGCAAGCGGCGGCAGCCACCACCUCCGUAGCAAUAGCCCUGACCCACCACCCCCGCCUUCCUACCGCCAUUUUCCGCCCUCCGGUCUCCAUGUUGGGUUCUCUGGGGCAAGCGCAGAACCAGACUCCAAGGCGCCUGAGGAGGCUCCACUCUUUGGUGUCGUCCGGUGGGCCCUCCGCCCUGGGUUCCCCGUUGAGCAUGCCGUCCCAGCAGCCCACGCCAGGAGCCGAGACCCUUUCAUCCUCCUCUUUCCAGAUCCAGCAGCUGGCCGGGUUCACUGCCUCCGCUGGCUUGGGCCAAUUUCACCGGGCCUCGGCUGGUUCCCCUUCGACUAGCUCAGCACCGCAACCCGUGGGAAGUCCAUCCUCAGUAGGACUGAGCCAACCACAGCUGGGGCCUUCCGAUCCACCUGAAGGGAGUGCUCCACAACACGCCCUUGAUAGCAACCUGUCAAGCAGUGGCUUUGGCCCCUUCCAGAAGGCCCCCACUAGCCCCCCCUUGGCCACCUUUCCUCAGCAAUCUUCCAAUUCACCCAGUAGCCCCCUCCGCCACUUGCAGCCCACGUGCCAGCCUCUCCAAGCGGGCCAGCCCUCAAGAACUGGAGCGUUUGCAGGGAUGAGCCCAUUCCCCUUACCUCCCUCCUCCAGUCCUCCCUCCUCUAGCUUAAGCCAGCUGGCACAAGCCUCUGGAAGCCCCUCGUCAGCCUUGUGUCAAACCCAGCCAAGUGCAUUAGGACCUUCGACGGUUGCUCAGUUGCACCAGGAACGGUCUACGUCUCCCGCGGUCGCCCCUCCGUCAUACCCACAUUCAGGCCUUAGCCCUCCCCGUCACAGCCCUGUCCCCAGGACUUUCCAGUGCAGCCCUCCAGGGUCACUGGGCUCCCACGGAUCCCUGCUGAUGCCUCAGGCCUCCAGCCCACCCCGGCAGGUCCUCCAGCCCAGGAGUAGCCCUUCGCUUCCUCCGGGACGAUUGACCCAGGACCUCAAGCUGAUUUCCGCUUCCCAGCCCUCUCUACCCCACGAAGCGGCUCUGACUUUAAGCCAUGGCUCUCUUCACUCCUCCCGAGAGUCUGUUUCUAGUUUCUCGUCUUUCUCUGGAGGAGGAGGAAGAGGAGGAGGAGGAUGGACCAUACCUCUAGGGAAGCCAUAUAGCUCUGUGCCAGGGCGAGUGACUCUACCACGCCAGAUGUCCUCAGGUUCUCUGCCUCACCCGCCUACGUUUGAGGCCACAUGCGCCAUUUCCCCGUCUCUGACUGCUUCCGACGGGAGGAAAGGGUCCAUAGGGCUGACUGGGGAACGGGAAUCCGUCCGAUCCAAACUCCCCUCGAAUUUGUGAGGAACUCUACCCCUCUCCCCCCAGUUUGGCCUCAUGAUCCAGAAGAGGCACUUGGAUUUCGUGCAGAUCCCACAAGACGCCGUUUCCUUCUUUUGGCUUUCUUUCCUUCGAGUUAAAGCUAUGA
Anolis sagrei ordinatus is the source of this 4380-nucleotide messenger RNA. RefSeq names its product hyperpolarization activated cyclic nucleotide gated potassium channel 4 (gene HCN4). Gene Ontology annotation, cellular component: membrane; dendrite; HCN channel complex. NCBI's taxonomy places the organism in Eukaryota, Metazoa, Chordata, Lepidosauria, Squamata, Anolidae. The record is from RefSeq and is a predicted model, not a curated record. Gene Ontology annotation, biological process: potassium ion transmembrane transport; regulation of membrane depolarization; sodium ion transmembrane transport. Gene Ontology annotation, molecular function: voltage-gated potassium channel activity.